Ascochyta rabiei is the source of this 453-nucleotide messenger RNA. RefSeq lists its product as uncharacterized. Lineage: Eukaryota; Fungi; Ascomycota; Dothideomycetes; Pleosporales; Didymellaceae. The coding region runs from base 1 to 453 and encodes 150 amino acids. The record is from RefSeq and is a predicted model, not a curated record. The transcript has a single exon.
AUGAACGAUCUGCAACCCCUUGGCGCUCAAUCCUCCUGCUACUUCACCUUGCCUGCAUCUCACUCGCACUAUUCCGACGAGACACCUCAACUAUCGCCUCACACUGAGUACUGCUCAGUCACGUGGCCCAACCCUACCAAUCCGCUCUUAGCCCAUAGAUCACUACCUAUGGCGAGCCCUGGCGCCGACGCUUCACGCCUUUUGCAAUUGCAGACGCAAGCUGCUCAUCGACCUUGCACACAGCCACUUCAGCCUGCUGGCAGCUCUUCGCCAAGCAACUCCAACUCCAGCAUGUCGUCUCAGCGAAGCAGCGUCUCCAUGUCGUCGCCAAGCGUGCUCUGCUGCUGCCGGUGUCGUCGCGAGUCCUUCGGCCACUCUGGCAUGUUCCAAUACGGCACCAACCUGUACUACUGCAGCCACUGCGCCAGGAUGGUGGGCUACAGUGCUGGUUGA